This is a messenger RNA of Aplysia californica (California sea hare), 2668 nucleotides long. Its product is annotated as NEDD8 ultimate buster 1. The record is from RefSeq and is a predicted model, not a curated record. Gene Ontology annotation, biological process: regulation of ubiquitin-dependent protein catabolic process. NCBI's taxonomy places the organism in Eukaryota, Metazoa, Mollusca, Gastropoda, Aplysiida, Aplysiidae. Gene Ontology annotation, molecular function: protein binding.
UGCUGUUCAUCAGCUGUUCGGGGAUCAUGGACUCGCCGGGUCGAGAUCUUCUGUUCACCAAACUGCGUGAACGUCUCAAUGCAGACAAGAUUAAACUUUGGCUUCCACCUUACACACAAGAUGGGAGCUCGGAGAAAGGAGAAGUACCAGAGAUGCUAAUCAGUCAGUACAGUGAGGAGUUCAAGUUUCCGCAGUUGGAAGUUGCACAAGCGCUGGAAGAGUUGCGGGUCCGUGCCCUGACCCGCCUGGAGGAACGGGCCAAGUUUCAGGCAGAGGGGCUGGCUACUCUCAGAGUGAAGCUCACCUGUCAGCUCCCCACAGAGCGUUCACCGCGCAAGUUGGUGCCUGUAGAAUGUAGUCUGGACAUCCGAGGUUCAGAUCUGAAGGAGUUGAUUGCUGCCAAGUUUGAUGUUCCUCAGUCCCUGCUCAAGCUGAUUUGUCGUGGUCGAGUGAUUGCAGAUGAGAAAACGCUCAGCAAUCAGGGGGUCAAAAACGGCAGUGACCUCAUGGCCAUGUGUAUGACAGUCUCGGAGGCCAACGUGAUCCAGAAGGACUCAGAGUUUGCUCAAGUGAAACGUACACGUCGAGCUGCUGAGCUGUUAUCUAAUAGGGGAGAUGAUGAUGAGCAUUUUGAUGUUCAGAUUGCAGACCAAAAGGGACAGCCGAUAAAUCUGCCCAAAGAUGAAAAGAAAGCCCUAACUGUGGCCAUGACACUGCACGAGAAGGGUCGCUCGGCGCUGAAGGAGAAGAAAGUCACGCUGGCUCUACCCCUGCUGCUGGAGGCUGAUGAAGAGUUCAGCAAGUGCAGGGCUGAGAUCCUCAAAACGGUCGACAACUACGCCAUCUUGUGUCUGGAUGUUGUAUGGUGCUAUUUCCUACUCAAGAACCUGGAGCAACUGCCUGACGCAGAAAGUCGACUCCACAAGAGUGAAGAGUGCUUCAAACUCAGCUAUGGGGAGCAGAUGGAAAGGCUGACGGCCAUCAAGGGUGGCACUGGCACAGAACAAGCACUCUUCAUGCGUCUCUAUCUGCUGCAAGGCAUCGUGGCUUUCCACCAAGGUCAACUCAGUCAGGCUCGCAACCUUCUGGGACGAGCCCAGUUUGUCCUAAGUCUACUUCAUGUGGAUCCAGAUAAACUCAAUGAAGUUAUGUUGAUGGGCUUCACAGAGAGGGAGGCUCGCCUGGGACUCAGGGCCAAGAACGGCAACAUUCAGCAGGCUGUAGACCACAUCAUGAAACAGAAACAGGAAAAAGAAGAGAUCAACCAGAGAGUAAAGAAAGAAUGGAAGCAACGAGUACGGGCCAAGAAACUGGGCAAAACGCGCUCUGGUCAACUGGAGCACUAUGAUACCCUAGUAGCCAUGGAGUUCUCCCGUGGGGCAGCGGCAGAAGCCUUGAAGCAGGCAGACAACAACUUUGAUGCUGCUUUAGAGGUGGUUGCCAUGGGCUUUCCUCUUGAGAUGGCACGACAAGCUCUGGAGAACUCCAACGGCGACCUUCUCCGUACAAUAAAUCUGAUGUUGGAGCGUGCUGGCUCUCUGGCUGCAUCAACCACAGCACACAGUGCAGUCUCCUCUGGGUCGUCAACUUCAAAUUCUUCGUCCACCUCUUCGUCUUCUUCCUGCUCCACAGAGACACCGGAGGAGAAGAAGGAGCGACUGAGGAAAGAGAAGGAGGAGUUGGACUCCCUGGUGCAAGACAUCAAUAGGGACGAGAAUGACCAUCUGGACCUGACCUUGACCGAGGAACGUGAGGCUCUCGGUGUCUACCAGGGUUUGCUGGACAGUGUGGCUGUCUAGACCUAAGCCAAGGGAACAAAUCGAGAAAUCAAUGAAGUCUGAGGGAGCAUAUUAUACUGAUCGGUGUAGGACUCUCUGGUGUAAAGGUAUCAGUUAUAAUUAGAGCUUAGAGUUGAAAGAGAUUAAUAAAGAAAAUAAACUUUUAUGUUUCACGUGUUGGGUGCAGAUCUUUAAUCUUGUGGGCUUUGGCUUGUUUGUUAUGGUACAGUGAAACAUCGUACAUAAUGAAGUCGCGAGGCCAAACAUUCAAUUUCAUUGACUCUUCUUAGUGUUUGAAUAGCAAUGUGUGCUACAAUUUGCGUUGCAGUAUAGGUUCUAGCUUUUAUGGCAGUGCUUGGUUCCACAGCUUAGCCUGCAAUUCAGUACAUAGUUCUUUGAGCCAGCCUAUCAUUGUUCAGUAGCCGGUGGGGGAUAUGAUUGUUUGUGAUGCAUCUGCAUCUCUGCUGACAUUCCACACACAGAAUGCUUGUGUCUACGCCCACCCUACACCCACCUCUCCCUAGACGCACAUAGUUACGGUUGACAUGUGCUGACCCCCAUCUGACCUCUCCUGACUCCGCCACAUGCUAAAACACAAUAUGCCUUGUUUACGAGUGGGUCAGCUUGUGAUUGGUCAUAUAAGAAGGGCACAAUGAGCUGGGUUAAGCAUGUAACGAUCUAUUCAUUGUGCCUGUGUAAUCAAUUGUCCACUGGAAUGGAAUAUAUUAGCCUUGUUCCGGGAGAAAAAUGCAUAAAGCCACAUAUCAGCAAGGACUGUUUGCCCAGCAAAUGGCUUCUUUGAAUCCGAGUUGACUCAUUUAUGUCAGUUGAAUCCUAGUUAUUGUGUUGAUUUUGAUGAAUUAAAAAGAUGGGAAAACCACCACCUUUUG